Molecule: messenger RNA, 1259 nt
Organism: Prorocentrum cordatum
Lineage: Eukaryota; Dinophyceae; Prorocentrales; Prorocentraceae
Source: the annotation of a GenBank genome assembly
GCGAGGCCCCAGAGGGCCCGAGAUGGCUUGGAGAUGGCCGAAGAGGGCCCCAAGAGGGCAUUCAAGAGGCAAUCCGUCGCCAUUUUGGCUCAAGCCGUUUGAGGUCGAGCCAUCUCUUUCCUGCCACUCGGCUAACAUAUCUUGGGUGGGAUGUCGCUGGAGCGCAACAUGGCUCUCUUGCGCAGCCGCGAACUCGGCGCGAGCACGAAGCAGCCCCAGCACAAGCAGCCCUCCUCCCUCUUCGGCCUCAAGGAGGGCGUCGUGAAGCACCGCCCCUCGAUCUCAGAGGAGGAGCUCGACGGGUUCUGGCGGGCGCCCGAGGCCGAGCCCGAGUCGGCGACGGCGCUGCAGGCGGCUCCAGCCAGCGAGCCGACGAGGUGGGUGGGCGCGGCGGUGCUGGCGCUCCGCGCGCGGCGGCCCGGCGGAGGCCACGGCGUCGCGGAGGCCUCGCCCGCGGCGGUCGGGGAGCCGGCCGCGGAGCCCCUCGCCGACCGCGCCGAGGCGGCCACGGGCCCCCCGGGGAGGUCGCCGCCGGAAUCCUCGUGACCCCAUCCCGGGCACCAGCUCGGUCACUGCACCUGCGUCGCCGCGGCGGUGUCUCACCUCACAUCGCGCAGGUGCCUCGUCGUUUUUGUUUUCUCCUUUAGUGCCGUUCAACACCUUAAUUAAUUUUUUCAUCAGCAACUCGGUCGGAGAGCGAUGUGCUUCGGCCAGCCACGUUUCACCCGAGCGGUUGUCCUGCUCGCCUGGUGUCGCGCGCUUGUAGUUGCGUCUUCCUGAACCUGAAUUAUUAUCUGUUUUUUUUUCCGCGCCACUUGUGCAUGAGAGCGCCACUUGUGUAGCUCGUGACCUUUGAGAGCGCUUCCUUGGAGCGCUCUUCAUCAUGCCUCGCGCCCUUACUAUGACCAGGCGCCUGGAGAGCUUCAUUUUUGUUUCUCCCUCUCUCUCUCUCUCUUUUUGUCUCUGUCUCUCUGUCUUUUUUUCUCUCUCCCUUUUUCUGUCUGUCUCUGUCUGUCUUUGUCUUUCUCUCUUUUUCUCUCUGUCUGUCUGUCUGUCUCUCUCUCUCUCUCUCUCCCUCGUUGCGAUACAUGUCCAUAUGAUGGCUAGGCGAGUUGCCUUGAUCAGGGAAAAAUAGGAGCAGAUACGCUUCCAAUGUUUCGUAUUGACCCUGCCUGUGGCUGCACUGUGGGCGCCCCGUGCGCUGGCAUGCGUUUCUGGGUUCCCAUAUGCGGCCGCAUGCUUUUCGUGGGCAUGAGCCA